Drosophila suzukii is the source of this 2980-nucleotide messenger RNA. Its product is annotated as trophoblast glycoprotein. Gene Ontology annotation, molecular function: protein binding. Gene Ontology annotation, cellular component: membrane. Lineage: Eukaryota; Metazoa; Arthropoda; Insecta; Diptera; Drosophilidae. The record is from RefSeq and is a predicted model, not a curated record.
UUGUGCUGUGCGGAUGUAUCUGUCGCUCUUUGGUCGUCUGUGCGCAUCGUUGCGAGCCACGAACUUCGAAUCCGUAAGAUAGCCGCCUGGCGGUACGCUCUGCCCCCGCCCCGCCCCCUCUAACGCCCACUCUUCGGGGAAAAUCUUAAGGAAAAGCGCGCGCGCGACAAGUGAAGCGCACAGGUUAUUCUAUCUGCGCUCGCAUGGGUGAAACGGUGAAACAGUGUGUUUAUUUGUGUGAUUUCUUUUGUUUGCUGGCCAAUUGUGGGACAUAAUUGAAUGCUUGUCUCAUAUGGGCCAACAGAACCCACGGGCCAAAAGCAACAAAAACAGCAAAUACAUCGGCAAAAGCAAAAGCCUACUCGAGUGUUUCGCAACGCCAUAAAAAAAGCAUACGUAUAUAUAUAUAUAUUGGAAAUAAAAAAAGAGGAGAAAUACCAAAGCCCAAUACAUAUACACGCACAUAUCGACGAGAAGAGAAGCUAAGCCAGAAAAUACUAUAUAUAUAUAUGUAUAUGUUUAUAUAGCAUACAUAUAUAGCGUACAAAAACCAGUUUUGGACCGCCGCAGCAGAAGCAAAAGCAGCGCAGUCGCAGCGUUUUGGACGAGCUUCCAUGGACUCGUAUUCUGUUGUAUAAACUUAAUUGAAUCACAGGAAUUACUCUUAAUAAAAGAACUUUGGUGCCCAAGUGAAUUGCAAACAAAUCAGUGCAGCCAGCAAAUAAAUAAAUCAUUUGAGGCAUCCCUAACCAUAAUCAUGCCACCCACCGAACUAAAGAGACUGGUCCUGGUCGUGGUUAUCGCUACCAUCACCUUGACGAUUGGAGCCGGAGGAGUCCUGGGCGAAAGUUCGUCCAGCUGUGGACCCAAAUUCCCGGCGGCGUGCAGCUGCGGCAACGAGUUGUACGAGAGUGAAACUCAGUACGUGGUGAACUGCACGAAUGCGGGACUGGUGAACACCAGUGUGCUGGAGUUCAUGCCCGACCAGGUGGAGGUGCUGAUCUUCACGGGCAACCGGAUCACCGAGCUGCCGUGGAACGUCUUCGGGAGCAUCAACAACUACAAGCAGCUGCGCAUCGUGGACAUGAGCAGCAAUCACAUCCGCGAGAUACGCGGCAAGAGCUACCACCAUGUGCCGCGCGUGGAGCGCCUGAUCCUGAACCACAACAAUCUGAGUAUCUCGCGGUUCGAGGACGAGGUCAACCACCAUCAUCCGCGCGUCUUCUCGAACUUUAUCAACCUGCAGAGUCUGCAUCUCACGGAUGCCUUCGAGGACAACAGCUCGCCGCAGCUGAGCGAGGAUCUGCACGACAUCUUCGUCAACAGCCAGCUGGUGAAGCUGCAGAAGCUCCAUCUGGAGCAGAACGAGAUCACGCACUUCAAGGAUCGCAAUGUCUUCUGUGAUCUGCCCUCGCUGCGUGACCUUCACCUGGGCGAUAAUGGUUUGAGUGACCUUAACUUCGAGGUGCGCUGCCUAAACAAUCUGCGAUUCCUCGAUCUGGAGCGCAAUAAGUUCACCUUUGUGAAGCCCACGGAUUUGCGGGUGCUCAACGAACUGGAAGAGCGUCCCAAUCGCACGGCCAACCUGAUUGUGGACUUCAAUCUCAAUCCCUUCGUGUGCGACUGCCGCAUCGCCCCGUUCCGCACGUGGAUACCCAGCACCCAGGUGACGGUGCGCAACAAGGACAGCCUGACGUGCACCCACACGUCGGGCAAGUCGGCCGCCCACCUGCUCCAGAUGGACAUGGGUCAGUGUGCGGAUGCCAUGGCCGCCGCUGCCACGAUCCUGAAUACCGCCGAGGAGGAGCAGCGCUAUGGUGGAGCGGAGGCGGCGUCCAUCCAAUCGGAGGCCCACAUCAGCGGACACACGGCCACUCUGAUCUUCCUGCUGAUCGUGCUCAGCAUGAUCCUGCUGGGACUCCUGGUGGCCCUGGUCUACGUCAGCCGGGACAAGUUGAAGUACAUGAUAACGCCGGUGUUCGACAACGUGGCCAAGAAGGUGCAGUACACAUCGAUCAAGGACGAGGACUGCCCGGAGGUGCAUGUUUAGGAGAAUCAUCUUAGUACUUCACCCACAGGAUCAACACAAAAGUAUAUAGAAGGGGGAGGAAUAAAGCCCGGUUUUAGAAUUCAAAUCCAAUCAAAAUGCCAUUCACAAAAUUCGUUCACACCCAUACGAGUUCCUGCGAUAUCAAUUAGACUUCUUAAAUUGAAAAUGUAAUUUCUUAAUCAGCAGCUUGAAAGGGAAGUUUAAUCCGCGUAGGAUGAAAAUGAAACCGGGCUUAUAUCCUCAGUUUUCAGUUUUUUGCCAUUCGCGUUACGCAAAACGUGUGCCAUUCACAGCGGAAGGGUAAGAAGAUACAGUUGAGGAAACAAUUGGAUCAUAUUAAAGUCCUAACCCGAAAUCAGGACUCCAGCCUCUUGUUUCGUAGUACUUAAGCCAAUUGUUGCAUUUAACAGCGGAUGGAAUGUGGCCACAAGAAUUACUGCAACACAACCACAUAACACAGACAACACACAAUUUCGUUAGUUUUAGCGGUUUUCUAACUUAACCUUAAGUCAGUUAUGCUUUCUAUGAGUUCCACACAAAGGAAUCGUACGAGAGGAGAAGGCAAAGCGGGCCUGUAACAACCGAUUUGACCACACAUAUAUAGUGACAUAUAUAUAUAGAAACAGACACAUAUAUAUACAUGCAUAUAUCGUAACAAACACUUUAGUGUUAUCUGUGAUUUAAGUUUAGUAGCUUUACUUUGUUGAAACUCUGCAGAUCGAACAUUUAAAAUCGAAAUUGGUCAAAAACAAACUUUAAUUCUUUUAUAGCAUAACAGAUAAUUCUACACUUAACGAUAUGUAAAAUGUUUCGAUGCUUACUAUGUUAUUAAUCAAUUAAUUUGUCAAUUAUACUAGCUAUACGAUGAUUUCAUCCUUGAUUAACUACCAUUAACAAGCAUUUUUUAUAAAUAAACUUUUGAAAAAUGGA